Paramuricea clavata is the source of this 465-nucleotide messenger RNA. The record is from the annotation of a GenBank genome assembly. Lineage: Eukaryota; Metazoa; Cnidaria; Anthozoa; Malacalcyonacea; Plexauridae.
AUGUCUGUUGCGGAGCAUUCAAGUAAUAUUCCAAUUGGCGGAUUGUCUGGAGAUUCACGAGAACAUGCUGAAUGUAUUGAAAAAGCACCGGUACCGAAUUUCGCAGAACGAUUAGAGAACUAUUUUAUAUCAGGCACGCCGUUAUGCCCUGAGGAGUUACUUAUUUAUUCGCUAAUGAAAUUGCAAUUUAAAACUUACACAUUCAAUAGGCAUCAUUCAAUAUCUCAACACGUAAAAAUUGCCGAUGUUGUAUCUACAAUAUGCGGUGCCCAGUUUGAACCCACUUCAAUGCGAAGGUUCUUUCCAAGAAUAGCAAAUAAUGAGCUGAAAUCGAAUGUCGGAAAGGAAAACGGAAAGGUGAGAUGGAGCUAUUUUGGUAAGCAGAUUGAUGAAUUAAUAUGUGUUUCAGGGAAAGACCUUGAGCAAAUGUUAAAUAGUUCUAAAACAACGCCAGAAGAUGUCAUC